AUGCUGACCAACGAAAUUCUUUGCAAAGAUGUCCAACAGUCCAAGGAAACUUCGGAAGAGACACUCAACGAGUUCUCGUCUCACUCUGCAAAAGCCAUGAGACGCGUAUUCGGCGCUUCGAUCACCACAGACGAUAUGGCUGAGCUGCAGAGUGCCAUCGAGCCACACAUAUCUAUUGUCCAAGACUUGCAUCUUCAAGAGGCCCAAUACUCUUUGGAGAUGCUCCCGGCGCUCGAAGACGACUUGCUGGUAGCAUUCGAUGCUAGAGAGAUGGACGACAUGAACAACGAGAACAAAGGUGUGCUUCAGGCAUCUGUUUUCCCGGUGGUCUUGAAACGAGUCCUGGCCGAUAACAGCGAAAUGAGAUGGAUCGUAAUCUCCAAAGCAAAGACCGCGACUGCGCCUUGA
This is a messenger RNA of Aureobasidium pullulans EXF-150, 408 nucleotides long. RefSeq lists its product as uncharacterized. The record is from RefSeq and is a predicted model, not a curated record. NCBI's taxonomy places the organism in Eukaryota, Fungi, Ascomycota, Dothideomycetes, Dothideales, Saccotheciaceae. The transcript is spliced from 2 exons. Bases 1 to 408 code for a protein of 135 amino acids.